AUGAUUCGGCAGCUGCGCGUGCGGGGUCGCUCUGCACCUCUGAAGCAUAUCCAUGUAUCAUCUUUCAGUACUUCGGCUCGUCAUUGUUCAUAUGAGGAUACAAUUGCAAACCUGAAAAUUGGCGCUCAUACCCGUGUUAUUUUCCAAGGGUUCACCGGGAGACAAGCUACAGCAAAUGCAAAAGAAUCGCUCGCGUGGGGAACCAACAUAGUUGGCGGAGUGACACCUGGUAAAAAUGGAGAGCAUCUUGGCCUUCCCCUAUUACCCACCGUUCGGGAAGCAAUGGAGAAACUCAAACCAGAUGCAACAGGGAUCUAUGUGGCGGCUCACCAAGCUCCUGGCGCCAUCGAGGAAGCAAUCGAGGCAGAAAUUCCUCUCAUCGUGGCGGUUGCUGAACAUAUCCCUGUUCAUGAUAUGUUGAGGAUACACUCAAUGUUAAAAACCCAGUCGAAGUGUCGACUAGUCGGUGCCAAUGCGCCCGGAAUCAUCUCUGCUAUUGGCAAGUGUAGAAUUGGGUUUCAACCACUCCCAUGUUUUAUGCCCGGCCGUGUAGGCAUUGUUGCUAAAUCAGGAACGCUCAGCUAUGAAUCUGUGGCAUCGACAACAAGAGCCGGGCUAGGCCAAAGUUUAUGCAUCAGUGUGGGGGGUGACGUCUUGCCUGGUACUAACUUUGUGGACGGCCUGAAGGUCUUUGAGCACGAUGAUGAUACCGAAGGAAUCCUCUUGAUAGGUGAGAUUGGAGGGACAGCGGAGUUGGACGCUGCAGAAUGGAUCAAGGAUUACAGGAAGCGCACACCCAAUCCUAAACCCAUCGCUGCACUCAUUGGCGGUGUUCGUGCAGCUCCAGGUCGAAUCAUGGGUCAUGCGGGCGCUUUCGUCCUGCCGGGAGAGCCCGAUGCAUUGACGAAGGUUAAGCACCUGGAAGAUGCAGGUGUCACUAUUGUUAACCACCCUGGAAAAUUUGGGGAAGCGAUGAAAGGCCUGUUAAGUAACUACAGACCAGGCAGUACUCGAUCGGCUACUCCUGGAGCUUCGCAACGGCGAAGCAUGCACACGAUCAGUCGAAGAAUUCGGCCAACAACAAGAUCCCAGGCUCUAAGGCCUUCAACUAUGGUACACAAGCGGAACUUAUACAUAAGAGAGAAUCUCGCGCUUAAUCUGCUUCGAGAAAGCAACAUUAACGUAUCAGAGUACUCAGGACAGGGCAACAAGCGACUUCUUGCUGUUGGCAUUGACCGGAAAAACCUCUCACCCUGUAUCAUUGCUUCCCCGGCAAGUGACCCAGAGCAGCCUCAUGUCGGAGCCAAGAAAUUCCCUUUCGACUACAGAAAGGGUUUCGAUCCAAGCAGCACGCAGGAAAUAGCUGAGUAUCUGCAGCUUGACCAAUCCGCGAAAGAGUCCUUACUAAAGGUGAUAAAUGGUCUGGUUGAUCUCUUCAUGCAGAAGGAAGCUUUCCUGCUCGAGACCACGAUCGUCGAGCAGGCGGGUGACGUCAAGGUUGUCGGGGCCCAUUUUGGGUUCGACGACGCAGCCUUUCGAAGCACUAAACGCCAAGCAGAUGUCCAUGCUCUACGCCGUACUGAAGACGAAGAUGCCCAAGAAUUGGAGGCUGAAAAGGAUGGGAUUGUGUAUAUCAAGCUGGCAGGGGAUGGAAACAUUGGCACCCUGGUCAAUGGGGCUGGACUAGCUAUGAAUACGGUGGACGCGUUAGCUGACGCGGGAGGGAAAGCGGCCAAUUUCCUCGACACGGGUGGGAAGGCGACGAGCGAAACUGUCAAGAAGAGCUUCCAAGUGAUCUUGCAAGAUCCGCGAGUGAAGGUCAUCUUUGUUAACAUCUUCGGGGGGCUGACCCUAGGAGACAUGAUCGCGAACGGGGUCCUGCUCGCGUUCAAGGAGCUGGAGAUGAGGCUGCCGGUGGUGGUGAGGAUCCGUGGGACGAACGAGAAGGAAGGACAGAAGAUUAUUGCGGAGAGUGGCCUCCCGUUGCACGCCUUUGAUGACUUCGAGGAGGCGGCGGCGAAGGCGAUUGAACUCGCCAACAGGUAG
Messenger RNA from Amorphotheca resinae ATCC 22711, 2046 nucleotides. RefSeq lists its product as hypothetical. Lineage: Eukaryota; Fungi; Ascomycota; Leotiomycetes; Helotiales; Amorphothecaceae. Gene Ontology annotation, molecular function: succinate-CoA ligase (ADP-forming) activity; succinate-CoA ligase (GDP-forming) activity. Gene Ontology annotation, cellular component: mitochondrion; succinate-CoA ligase complex (ADP-forming). The record is from RefSeq and is a predicted model, not a curated record. Gene Ontology annotation, biological process: tricarboxylic acid cycle. The coding region runs from base 1 to 2046 and encodes 681 amino acids. The transcript is spliced from 8 exons.